Diaporthe citri is the source of this 936-nucleotide messenger RNA. RefSeq lists its product as uncharacterized. The transcript is spliced from 5 exons. The coding region runs from base 1 to 936 and encodes 311 amino acids. The record is from RefSeq and is a predicted model, not a curated record. NCBI's taxonomy places the organism in Eukaryota, Fungi, Ascomycota, Sordariomycetes, Diaporthales, Diaporthaceae.
AUGAAGUCCGCAUUGAUUGCGAUUCUGGCCGGCUUGGCUGCCCACCAAGCCUCAGCCCACGCGACGUUCCAGAUUCUAUACGUCGAUGGCUGCGCCAGGCUGCCCGCGAGCAACUCGCCAGUCACGAACGUCCUCUCCAGCGACAUCGCAUGCAACGCCGGCUCCUCGAGCGCCGCGGCAAAAUGCGCCGUCAAGGCCGGCUCGACCGUCACCGUCGAGAUGCACCAGCAGCCCAACACGAAGGACUGCGCUUCUGAGGCUAUCGGCGGGGCGCACUACGGUCCCGUGCAGGUUUACCUGGCCAAGGUCUCGGACGCCGCGACGGCUGUUGGCUCUUCGGCGGGGUGGUUCAAGAUCUUUGCCGACACCUGGGCGAAGAACCCAUCCGGUAGCUCUGGGGAUGACGACCACUGGGGGACCAAGGACCUUAACACUUGCUGUGGUAGAAUGAACGUCAAGAUUCCAUCUGACAUUGCACCGGGAGACUAUCUUUUGCGCGCCGAGGCCCUCGCACUACACACAGCAGGCUCAUCCGGCGGCGCCCAGUUCUACAUGACGUGCUACCAGAUCACCGUGACCGGCAGCGGCUCGGCCUCCCCCGCCACGAUCAAGCUCCCCGGCGCCUACGCCGCCAGCGACCCGGGCAUCCUGGUCGACAUCCACGCCAAGAUGAGCACGUACGUCCCGCCCGGGCCGACCGUCUACUCGGGCGGCUCGGCCAAGAGCGCCGGCGUGGCGUGCGCCGCCUGCGAGUCGACCUGCGCCGCCACGUCCGGCCCGAGCGGGACCGCGGCGCUGCCGUCGGCGACGGCCGCCCCGACGACGCUGUCCACCUCCUCCAAGACGUCGGCAGCUGCGACCACCACGACGGGUGCUUCCUCCGGGGGCGGUGGGACUAACUGCGCGGCCAAUACUAUUCUCAAUGUCUCUGAUUGA